This is a messenger RNA of Hippopotamus amphibius kiboko, 1369 nucleotides long. It is a transcript of the gene CFAP119, whose product is annotated as cilia and flagella associated protein 119. Lineage: Eukaryota; Metazoa; Chordata; Mammalia; Artiodactyla; Hippopotamidae. The record is from RefSeq and is a predicted model, not a curated record. The transcript is spliced from 7 exons. The coding region runs from base 58 to 1320 and encodes 420 amino acids.
CCCAGAACGGAGGCAGGACAGAGCCUGUGGUGACCCGCGGCACAGAGGAGCGAAAAGAUGAUCCGCCGGAAGUCCAGCCAAUUCCAGGGACUGAAAAUGCAGUCGGAGCUUGAAAAGCACUGCGAACUGCGUCGGGAACCGGAGAAAAACCUCAGCUCAUUGGAUCAAUCGGCCACGCGGAUGGGAACAGGUGUGCGCACCGAGUCGGGGACCGUGGCCUCGGUGGAUGCGGAUGAAGAUCCUGCAGCCAACUUGCUCCCGCCGCCGCUGCCCCAGCCCCGGAUCUGUAUAUGGAAGUACCUGGACAUCCAUUCCAUGCUCAGGCUGGAGAAGACAGCCAACGUUGAGGAGAUGAGGGAGGUGCUGGCAGAGCUGUUGGGGCUAGGCUCUCCUGAGCAGAGCCUGCGGGACGCCAUCACCCUGGACCUCUUCUCCCAUGCACUCAUCUUCUGCCGCCAGCAAGGCUUCUCCCUGGAGCAGACAUCAACGGCUUGUGCCCUGCUCCAAGAUCUCCACAAGGCCUGUAUUGCAACCCCCUUGGGCAACAUGGAGGAAUGUUACCGCUACUUCACCAGUGUUCUUUUUUGCCAUGGAGUCAGGGUCAGUUUCACUCUCCCUCAGAUAAGGUCUAGCCCAGCCUCCCACCCUCUCUCACACUUAUCACCCUCAUCUUCCGCUGAAGGCCACAGUGGGCUCUUCCUGCUCCUGGAUUGCUGGGCACUUGGAGAAAAGGUGAGGGCUUCAGGAACUGGUCAGUCCUCUAACUCCCAAUCAUCCCCACAGCGGCCCCCCUUCAGUAUCAACCUCUUUAAGGAGGAACAGCUGCUGGCCCUGGCAGAUUAUGUGGUCAACACCUACUUCCGCCACUUCAAGCUCUACAAAUAUGUCUUCACACCCCAGGUACUGGGCCAUGGGCUACAAGAGGCCACCCCUCAUCUCCCCCCUUUCCCUCGGUGCAGAUGUCUUCCUCCUUAUUCCCAGGUGCGGCUGGAUCUAUCUUUGACCUACAUGGGGCUACAGCCACCCAGGCUCUGGCCAGAGGAUGAGAUGGAGAAAGAAGAGCACGAAGAGGUGGAGGAGCAGACAGUUACGCCACAGGAGGAGGAGCCAGAAACAGUGGUCCAGCCAGAGCCAGAGCCAAGUCAGGUCUCCAUCCUCCGAGCCUACAUCAAGACCCAGAUGAACAAGGAGCUGCAGCAGCUCCAACAACUGGUGGAGGAGCGGCUCAAGGCCAGCGAGGAAAGGCUCAGCAGUAAGCUAACUGCACUUGAGCGGCCCCUCCAGCUACCACCAGGCAAAGGCAAGAACAAGACCAAGUGACCCCCAGCAUCUUCCCCAAUAAAGGACUGGGCCAAAGUGGCCCCACCCC